CUGGCGCUAAGGAGAAGAGUUGAACCGGAAAAUCAAAUCCACACCGGCAAACUUAAGAAGAUAUAAUUGCAAAAAGUUUGGCCAUAACAUGUCAGAGGCCAUCAUCUCAGGGGCGUUACAGAAACUCGAAUCUGUUCUGGUUGAGCCGCUAGAUAUGGAUACCAAUACUGAGGAAUUGCUGAAAGAGGUGAUAGAUGAGCUGAGAGAGAUGCUGGAUUUCUGGAGAAGGAAAGAUUCGAGAAAGAGGAGCAUGCUAAAUUAUUUGCUAGCUGACUUUGCUGAGAUAGCUCAAUAUUCAGCAGACCUCACAAUACACAUUCAUGAGGACAAAUUCUACAAUGUUAUAUUUCCUUUCCUAUGCAUCCUGACGCGGACAAGACGCCACAUGGAGAGGUUUGUAGUUGGUAAAGGUGUGAGCAGUGUUGGAGAAGACGAAGGUGUGGUGGUGGGCUUGGAGAAAGACGUGCAACAGCUUAUUGGCAAAGUGAUUCUUAACGAGGAGUUGCAGCAUUACAUGACUUUGUGUAUCAAAGGCAUGAUUGGUGUGGGAAAGACGACUCUUGCCAGAAGAGUAUACAACCACACGGCCAUCGUUGAAAAAUUCAAGCACCGCCGUGCAUGGAUAAGCAUGUCACCUAACAUAAGCAUACAUGAGGUGCUUGUGGAACUGGUAAAGCAGAUGUUGGUGGAACUUGAUGGAGAUUCGUUGUUGCUCGAGGAAAUGGACAACCGCAGUCUUCGACAGAUGCUUUGCCAACACAUGGAAGGAAUGCCAUAUUUCAUAGUUCUCGACAACAUGCCGAGAGAAUUGCUUUUGUUAUCCUUCUAUAUAGAUCUUCCAACAGGUCAUGGAUGUAGAAUGUUGAUCACCUGUCAGCAAGAGCUUCCAGCUGAAGACAUCUUUUAUACUCACGAGAUGAAAGCUUUGGAUUCUGAAAAGAGCUGGAAAUUGUUUUCAAAAACAAUUGAUAAAUUUACAAGUUGUGAGAACAAAUUCUCAAAGGAGUUGGAGUGGAAGGCCAAAGAGAUGUUGAAAAAAUGUGGGGGUUUGCCGAUGGCUAUAAUAAAUGUUGGAAGGCAGAAAGCAGAACAGAGACUUUCAGGUAUUGAAUGGGAAGAACUUUUUGAUUCAAUUGAUUUGAGUGAAUCAUUGAAGUCAUUGGAGCCGAUGUAUCAUGAAUUGGAUGAAAUACGUCAGUCAUGUUUCUUGCAUAUGUCCUUUUUUAAGGAAAAUGCAAUAAUGAGAGAAGAAAAGUUGGAUCAUAUUUGGACUAUAACUGGAACAAAUACUCGAAGAACUUCGGAAGAUGGAGAAGUAAUAAACAUAUCACGAUUUCAUAUAGACUAUUUAGUCAGUGAAUCCAUUAUUGAAGUUGUGCACGAUUUCCGAUACUAUGAAGUAAAAAGGUGUCGCACCAAUCUUUUACUACACAUGCUAUCCAUCAAAAUAGCACAGGAGAAAUUGGGGUUGGAGAUAAUAAGGAAUGAUGGAAAUGAUCGGCCCUCUCAGAGUCCUCGUCAUCGUAUUAUCCAUUGUGGCAGAGACAAGUUCAAUCACUCAACGAAUCAAGAAAAAAAUCUUGUUUCACUCAUCUUCCACGGAGGUGGGGACUUCUUGGACAAUGCUACCUCGUCUUAUUGGAAGAGUUUUGACAUACUCAGCAUACUUGACAUGGAAGAUUUUGGAGUGAAGACUUUGUCGGAAACUAUUGGCACAUUGAUGGAGUUAAGGUAUUUGGGAUUGAGAAACAAUUACAUACAAGAGAUCCCAUACUCAUUGGGCGGCUUGAAAAGGCUUGAGGUUUUCGAUAUAGCUCUAAACUUUAUGGUGGAGGUGCCAGAUAUUAUCAAUGAAAUGGCUAGCCUUUGUCAUCUUUAUAUGUCUGAUGUGAUUUACCCAAAGCCUUUGAAAGUAGAUGCGCCACUUAAUCUCGAGACCCUAACCUACAUCUCGAUUUAUGAUUGGACAUAUGAGGUCUCGAGCUUGGAGAAGAUGACUCGUCUCCAGUAAAUUGGGCAUUGAAGAAGUUGAUGAAAACUCGGUUGUAAGCAAGCUCUUUCAGUCACUAGCUAAGUUGAAGUACUUCAAGCGUCUCACCUUGAGAGGGUUUCGUUUCAGAAGCAUGGCAUGUUUGGACGAGAUUGGUGUUCUAGAUAAUAUCUGUAAACUCCGACUGGAUGGACGCCUAGCUAGACUACCAAGUAAAAUUGAAUCCCUUGGAAAUCUUUGGUACUUGGUUUUGGUAAACACUAGUCUUGACGAAGACCCCAUGCCAGUAUUACAGGAAAUGCCCGAACUAAGAGUUCUCAAACUGCGGAAUGCAUACAAUGGUCGAAAAAUGGUGGUUGAGAAGUUCGGAUUUCCCAAUCUCGAAAUCCUACGGAUCAAUGAGUUGUGGAAUUUGAGAGAUAUAUGUGUUGAAGAUGGUGGCAUGGAGAAUCUGGGACAACUAGAGAUCAAGAAUUGUCCACUCCUGGAGACCCUCCCAGAACAAAUCGAGUGGAUGAGUUGUCUGAGGAAGUUUAAGAUGGUAACAACCAAACACAUUGCAAUAAAGAUCAGAUAUUCAAGCUUGAUCUCCAAUAUAACAGAAGUGGAUAUUAGCCCAUAAUUUUAGUUCCCCAUUGAAUGAUGGCAUGGAGGAUACAGCAGAGCAUUACGAAGAAGUCCAAGCCGGUGCAACAGAUCACUACCCAAUUCACUCCCUUGAUCAUUCUCCAGAGAUUCAUCAACUCCCAAUUACACAUACUUCCCGAGAAGCUCGAAAAAACCCACUGCAAAUGUGUUCACGACCCCGUCCUCGUUACAGUUCUUUGAAUAGUG
Molecule: messenger RNA, 2824 nt
Organism: Salvia hispanica
Lineage: Eukaryota; Viridiplantae; Streptophyta; Magnoliopsida; Lamiales; Lamiaceae
Source: RefSeq, a predicted model, not a curated record